Nicotiana tabacum (common tobacco) is the source of this 2087-nucleotide messenger RNA. RefSeq names its product auxin efflux carrier component 6-like. Lineage: Eukaryota; Viridiplantae; Streptophyta; Magnoliopsida; Solanales; Solanaceae. Gene Ontology annotation, molecular function: auxin efflux transmembrane transporter activity. Gene Ontology annotation, cellular component: endoplasmic reticulum; plasma membrane. Gene Ontology annotation, biological process: auxin export across the plasma membrane; auxin polar transport. The record is from RefSeq and is a predicted model, not a curated record.
UUCAAAAUAGGGAAUUUAGUCUUCAAUAUUCUAUAUAAACUCAAUAAAUAUCCUCACCAUUCUUCACUUUCACCUUCUCCUUAAUAGAGAGAGAGAGAAGAUGAUAGGUGCAAAUGAUUUUUACAAAGUAAUGUGUUCAAUGGUGCCUUUAUACUUUGCUAUGCUGGUGGCAUAUGGAUCAGUGAAAUGGUGGAAGAUAUUCUCGCCGGAGCAAUGCUCCGGCAUCAACCGUUUCGUCGCCGUAUUCGCCGUGCCGGUGCUGUCCUUCCACUUCAUUUCUCAGAACAAUCCUUACCAAAUGGACACGAAAUUCAUAUUGGCUGACACUUUGUCAAAGAUUUUUGUUCUUGUGUUGCUGUCAUUUUGGGCCAUUUGUAAAGGGCAGUUGGAUUGGCUCAUCACUCUCUUCUCUGUCUCAACUUUGCCCAACACUUUGGUCAUGGGCAUUCCUUUGCUCAAUGCCAUGUAUGGAGAUUUCACUCAAAAUCUCAUGGUUCAGCUUGUUGUCCUUCAAUGCAUUAUCUGGUAUACUUUACUAUUAUUCCUGUUUGAAUAUAGAGCGGCCAUUAUAUUAAUUAAAAAUCAAUAUCCUGGCAAUGCUGCUGCGGCCAUAACCAAGUUCGAGAUUGACAAUGAUGUUAUCUCACUAGACGGCCGAAACCCACUUUGUACGGAGUCGGAAGUCGACGGUAAAGGCCGCAUUCGCGUCCGUAUCCGGCGAUCAACAUCAUCAGCGCCGGAGUCUGGGUUUUCAUCCUCCGUAGGAAUCACGCCAAGGGCAUCCAAUCUCUCCAAUGCUGAAAUCUUCUCUGUUCACACGCCAACACCUUUACAUGAAUUCCGGAAUGGAGAUAUCCCAUUUGGACAUGGCGACUUAAGAGUCGGGAUUCGUGCAGUGAGUCCUCGACUGUCGAGCUACGCAUCAUCCGACGCAUACUCGCUGCAGCCGACGCCCAGGGCGUCGAAUUUCAAUGAAUUGGAUACGACCACAGUGACAACAACCGGAAAUACGCCAAUGUGGGUAAUGUCUCCGGUGGCGGGGAAGGUGUUCCGGCAGCCAUCUCCAUCUGCUAAAAUGGCGUGGGAAUCGCCAGGGAAGUGUCUAAAUGGAGACAGACAAGGAUACAGAGAUGUUGGAGAAAAGGAAAUUAGCUUCAGAGAUAUCUCAAAUUUUCCAAUACAAGGAGGAGCUGCAGAUUUAGCAAGUACCAAUAUUAUUAAACAAGAAAUGCCAAAUGCUUUUGUGAUGCUAAGGCUAAUUAUAGUUAUGGUUGGGAGAAAGCUUUCGCGUAAUCCAAAUACUUACUCCAGUAUAUUAGGACUUCUCUGGUCUCUUAUCUCUUUCAAAUGGAAUGUGGGGAUGCCCAGUUUGGUGAAAUAUUCCAUUAAAAUAAUUUCAGAUGCAGGUCUUGGGAUGGCCAUGUUCAGUUUAGGGUUGUUCAUGGCACUUCAACCACGAAUAAUUGCGUGUGGCACGAAGAUGGCAGCCAUAGGAAUGGCCAUCAGAUUUAUAGGUGGACCUCUAGUAAUGUCAGCUGCUUCUAUUGUUGUUGGGCUUAAAGGAGUUCGACUUCACACUGCAAUUGUACAGGCAGCUCUUCCCCAAGGAAUUGUUCCAUUUGUCUUCGCAAGAGAAUAUGGAUUGCAUCCCGACAUACUAAGUACUGGGGUUAUAUUUGGGAUGCUGGUUUCAUUACCAGUAACCCUCCUUUAUUAUAUACUUUUGGGGCUAUGAAGAAAAAUGUGAAGCGAUAAUCAAGAAAAUCUUUUUCCCCCAUGCGGAUAAUAAUUUGGUCCCGAUUGUGUAUUACUUUGACCUAACCAGCACUUUGACAAGUAAUAAUUAAUUAGAGUACUCAUACAUCAACUUCCUUUUCUUGUGUUCUGAUUAUGUAAAAGCUAUUUGGAAUAUUGACUUAGUAAAAUCGACACUAUUUAGUAUUAGUCUCCAUUACCCAUUAUUAGUGUCGAUUUAGUUAGUGAUAGCAAAAUUAUGUAAAAGAUCUCUUCGGCUACGAAUAUUACUCUUUCCUUUAGUGCAAUAUAGGUUAGUGGUAACCGAAAGGGAAUAAAAUAUUAUUACGACA